UUGCUGGUAUAAAUAAAAGUUUGUAAUCAUGGACUGCUGAAAGAGGGAGAUGGAGUUCGCCGGAAAAGAAGUGGUUCUGAUCUCCGGCUGUUCCGACGGAGGCAUAGGACACGCCCUGGCUCGAGCAUUUGCCGGCCACGACUGUGUGGUGGUUCCCACCAGUAGGUCCCGGCGGUCGAUGGCGGAGCUGGAGCAGGAUCCUAGGUUUUUCUUACAAGAACUGGAUGUCCAGUCGGACGAGAGCGUGGAGCGAUUAACGUCUCUCGUCAUCGAAAAAUUCGGUCGAAUCGAUAUUUUGGUGAACAACGCUGGAGUUCAAUGUAUUGGCCCCAUACCCGAAGUUCCUCUCUCAGCUAUGCAGAACGCCUUCAAUACCAAUGUUUUUGGGACUAUGAGAUUGAUACAAGCGGUGGUUCCUCACAUGGCAUCACGCAGAAAGGGGAAGAUAGUGAAUUUGGGAAGCGUGACCGUAAUGGCUCCUACUCCAUGGGCUGGUGCUUAUACUGCGAGUAAAGCCGCUGUUCAUACCAUUACUGACUGUCUGAGGAUGGAGGUGAAGCCAUUUGGAAUCGACGUGAUCAAUGUGGUCCCCGGUGCCAUAAAAUCGAACAUCGGAAGCUCUGCCGUAGCUGGGUUCAAUGAGAUGCCGGAGCUGAAGCUGUUCAAGGCGUUCGAAGGUGCAAUUGUGGCCAGAGCCAACGCCUCGCAAGGCCCCAAGUCCACCCCCACCGCCGAGUUUGCCGAGAGGACGGUGGCCGCCGUCCUCAAAAAGAGGCCGCCCCCUUGGUUCUCCUAUGGCCGCUAUUCCACCAUUAUGGCCAUCUUGUACCAUUUGCCGAUCUCCCUCAAGGACUUUCUCAUGGGUGCACUCUCUAAGAGUUCUGGGGAUCACAACCACAAAUAGGUUUUACUUUUGCAUAAGAUUUGGUGCCUGGUGGGCAAUGGGAAUGGGAAAGCUUUUAUCAUGGUCCCGUCUUUGAAAAUACUUGCCUCCUCAUAGGUGGGGAUAGUCCCCACCAACCUUACCUAACAAAUGUUUGACAAUUAGGGAGAAAGGCAAAAACAGAAAAUUAUUUUA
Messenger RNA from Momordica charantia (bitter melon), 1078 nucleotides. RefSeq names its product short-chain dehydrogenase RED1. Gene Ontology annotation, molecular function: oxidoreductase activity. Gene Ontology annotation, cellular component: endoplasmic reticulum. NCBI's taxonomy places the organism in Eukaryota, Viridiplantae, Streptophyta, Magnoliopsida, Cucurbitales, Cucurbitaceae. The record is from RefSeq and is a predicted model, not a curated record.